AUGGUGAUGAACGACAACGGCACCAUGUCGAACACUACUCUGCCCACCUCAUCCGCCGCCAAUGGCACACCGUCCGUCCCCACGUUCGCCGUCAAAGCCGGGCUUGCACAGAUGCUCAAGGGCGGCGUGAUCAUGGACGUGGUCAACGCCGAACAAGCUCGUAUUGCCGAAGAAGCUGGUGCUUGCGCAGUGAUGGCUCUCGAGCGCGUACCCGCCGACAUCAGAAAAGAUGGUGGCGUGGCCCGCAUGUCGGACCCCCACCUCAUCAAGGAAAUCCAAGCCGCCGUCACGAUCCCAGUCAUGGCAAAGGCCCGUAUCGGGCACUUCGUCGAGUGCCAGAUUCUCGAAGCCCUGGGAAUUGACUAUAUUGACGAAAGCGAAGUCCUUACACCGGCGGAUGACACGUAUCAUGUGGAAAAGAGCGGAUUCAGAGUGCCCUUUGUUUGCGGGUGUCGGAACCUGGGCGAGGCACUGCGCCGGAUUGCGGAGGGCGCCGCCAUGAUCAGAACAAAAGGGGAAGCUGGCACAGGCGAUGUUGUCGAGGCCGUUAAGCACAUGCGCACGGUCAAGCAGGACAUUUCUCGCGCACAAGCCGCUCUAGCCGAGGGCGAGGGUGCCCUCAGAGCGCUAGCGAGGGAAAUCGGCUGUGACGCGGUUUUGCUGAAGCAGACCGCCGAGCUGGGAAGACUCCCCGUGGUCAACUUCGCCGCCGGAGGUAUCGCCACGCCGGCCGAUGCGGCGCUGAUGAUGCAGCUCGGCUGCGACGGUGUGUUUGUCGGCAGUGGCAUCUUCAAAUCCGGCAACGCCGCCAAGCGAGCAAAGGCCAUUGUCCAGGCCACCACUCACUACCAAGAUGCAAAGGUGCUGGCGCAGUGUAGCGAGGGUUUGGGUGAGGCUAUGGUGGGCAUCAACUGCGGCACCAUGGCUCCUACUGAGAAGAUGGCCGGUAGGGGCUGGUAG
This is a messenger RNA of Capronia epimyces CBS 606.96, 960 nucleotides long. RefSeq names its product pyridoxine biosynthesis protein PDX1. The record is from RefSeq and is a predicted model, not a curated record. Gene Ontology annotation, biological process: pyridoxal 5'-phosphate biosynthetic process; amino acid metabolic process; pyridoxine biosynthetic process. Bases 1 to 960 code for a protein of 319 amino acids. NCBI's taxonomy places the organism in Eukaryota, Fungi, Ascomycota, Eurotiomycetes, Chaetothyriales, Herpotrichiellaceae. Gene Ontology annotation, molecular function: amine-lyase activity. The transcript has a single exon.